AUGGCUAUAGGGGCACCGCUUGUCAUAGCAGCCGUCGUUUACACAAUUUUGGCAUGGCUUUUGAAACGCAUUCUUGAUCCCCUUCGACGAAUCCAGGGUCCUUUCCUAGCACGGUUUACCCGUCUCUGGCUGGUUAAACAGGCUUGGUAUGGGGAUUUUCACAAGGUGAAUGUUGAGUUACACCGGCGUUACGGCCCCGUUGUCAGGAUUCGACCAAACGAAUAUAGCAUCGAUAACCCAUCUGCAGUCAAGCCCUUGUACGGCGCAGGAACCAAGUUCAUCAAAGGCACCUGGUAUUCUGCCUCGACGCCGGUGGCGGUUGCCCACCUGAACUUAUUCGCUCUGCAAGAUCAGAAGCAGCACGGGAACUUGAGGAAGAAGUACAGCUCACUAUACUCAGUGUCGUCGCUGGUCAGAUAUGAGUCUGUUGUGGACAAAAACGCGAGGAAGCUGGCGCGGCACUUGCGGACCUUUGUAGAGUCGGGCGAUAGAAUAGACCUGAUGCACUGGCUUCAAUGCUACGCAUUCGAUGUCAUCACUGAGAUCACGCUCGGGUACCCUCUCGGAUUCCUCGACAAGGGGCAAGAUAUCGACAGAUUGAUGUCUACCACCGAAGAAACCCUGACUUACGGUGCUAUUGCCGGGUUUUUCCCAACGCUGCAUCAUUUCACCAAUAAGUAUCUCAAGUACGACCCUACAAACCAAGAUCAGAGAAUAAAUGAGAAUGAACCGGCGCCCUUCGCCAGGCUUUUCCAAGAAAAGCAAGCCGAAGCCCCCGAUGUGUAUACAUUUGAGAUUGGCGUCACCCUGUUGAGCCAAAAUCUGGCCGCUGGGAGCGAUACGACCGGGAUUAGUCUGGCUGCAGCCUUCUAUUGGUUACUACAGCACCCUCACUGCAUACAGAGGCUACUUAACGAUAUAAGAGAGACGUAUCCAAAUAAGAGAGAGGAUGAAUUCUUCACUUUCCAGGAAACCCAGACGAUUCCCUACCUGCAGGCCAUCAUUAAGGAGGUCCUCAGACUUCACCCUGCAACCGGCCUGCCAAUGGCUCGUCUCGUCCCCAAGGGCGGCGCUGAGAUCGCCGGCGUCCAUUUUCCAGAAGGAGCAACCGUGGGAAUCAACGCCUGGGUCGCACACCAUAACAAAGAGGUCUUUGGUCCCGAUGCGGAUGAUUUCCGUCCAGAGCGAUGGCUUGAUUCAGAGCCAGACGUUCUCUCCGCCAUGGAACGGUACUUCCUUGCCUUCGGCAGCGGCUCCAGAACCUGUAUUGGCAAGAACAUCAGCUACCUUGAGAUCUCAAAAUUAAAAAUGGGCCUCUCACAAGAACUCGCAUCGUGGUUCGCUCCACCGCAGAUCGAAACAUUGCCCCCGCCCCAGGUGGGCCAACCAGCACCAUCUACCUCCAAGCUGGCUCUACCAGCCGAGAAUGGAAAGCCAACCAUCGUUGCAUUCCUCCGCCACUGCGGAUGCCCAGAUGCCUUCAAAGUCGCCGAAGCGACCUUCAUUGAAAUGCGCACGGCAGCGACUCAGCACCGCGACAUCAACUUCGUCGCGGUUUCACACAGUGACCAAGCGUCCACGGAGAAGUGGGUGGAAGCCAUCAGGGAAGACGAAGAAUCGCUGACGGAUUCCGUCACUGUAAUUGUCGAUGCUGACCGUGAGAUCUAUGCCCAGUGGGGCCUGGGUGUUGUUUCUUGGGGCCAUUUACUCAGCCCAACUGCUAUGCACGCUAUCUAUAAGCUGGGCUCGGAGAAGGGCAUCUGGAAUAGGCCGACUGAGAGUGGAAGCCGCUGGCAGUCUAGUGGACACUGGGCGAUUGAUGAAAAGGGCAUUGUGCGCUGGGGAGGCCCGGCGGCGAGGGUGGAUGAAGUCAUUGAUAUCUCGCAGGCUAUAGGGGCUUUGAGACAGCAUUCCUCUUAA
Penicillium chermesinum is the source of this 1920-nucleotide messenger RNA. RefSeq lists its product as uncharacterized. The coding region runs from base 1 to 1920 and encodes 639 amino acids. Gene Ontology annotation, molecular function: oxidoreductase activity, acting on paired donors, with incorporation or reduction of molecular oxygen; heme binding; iron ion binding. NCBI's taxonomy places the organism in Eukaryota, Fungi, Ascomycota, Eurotiomycetes, Eurotiales, Aspergillaceae. The record is from RefSeq and is a predicted model, not a curated record. The transcript has 7 exons.